UGUUCAUCUCUUUAGGUAUCAGCUCAAUGACGGUGAUAACAAACCCAGAGCUUAAUGUGACACUAGGUUCAAAUGCACCAAUUGUUUUGAAUUGUACAUACCCAACAGAUAUUUCGGUGAGAACAAUAAAAUGGAAAAAGUUAUUUCAUGACGGAUACAAGGACUUGGUAGUAUUUGAUCCUGGAAAUCGUGAUGCGUUUUUCGCCCGUGAUGGGGUUUACUUAAGUAAUAGAUCUUAUCUUAUUUAUCCUUAUAAUGGUUCAACAAGUGCUGUUCUGAUAAUCAAUGACGUCAUGUGUGAGGAUGAGGGACUGUACCAAUGUCUUGUGGACUACAAAGAUGGAGGUAUCAUCAAACAAACUAGAAAUGAAACAACCGUCUUUUUACAAGUUGGAGCAGAGAAGCCUACCUCUUUUAAGUUAUACAAAAAUGGCAAUCUGAAAGAAAAUGACAAAAUGUUUUUGUCUUGCUCUGCGAACGUCGGAAACCCUGGUGGAUUUGUUGCUAUAUGGAAGCUAAAUAAGUUAUCUAAUCAGCUGGUAAUUUUGAACAAGUCAAGUGAAGUACAUGAAAAGACUGAAAAUUGUACGGCGAUUGCAAACUUCAACAUAACUUACAGAGUAUCCCGGGAUGACCAUGGUGGGAUUUUCAGAUGUACUUCACAAAAUAGACAAACACAGGAACCUGUUCCCCAUAAAGACACAACAGCAAUUGAUGUUCAAUAUGGACCAUCGAAUAUUACAAUACAUAGUUCCUCCCCUGAUCUGGAUCUAUAUGUCGGAGAAAAUCUCAAUCUCACAUGCAGUUCUGAUGGAAAUCCAGCUCCUCAUUUCAAAUGGAAAUUCAAUUCCAGCGACAUUCUUAACAAUAAAAGAUUUAUCCUCACUAGGGACAAUAAAACGUUGCAUUUCCUGAACCUGAAUUUAGAUAACAAUGGCAUUUACUUUUGUGUUGUCUCAAAUUUAAUUGAUGGUGAAAUAAAGAAGGUGUCGUCACAUCUUACACUAAAGGUCCGACAAAGAGAAGGUGUACGAACACACCUAUUAUCUUGUGCAGAAAAUCCAUGUGGAAUAACCGAAAGUUGCACAGAAAGUAGUGGUAGAUCAGUCUGUACUGUAAACAUUUGGAGUCUUAUCUCUUUCCUGUUUGUAUGUCUUACUAUGGUUUUUGCGGUUUCAACUGCUAUUUUGACCAUAAAACAGAAGAGAGAUUUAGGAAGCGGCAACAUUUUGAAAUUCAGAUGCCAUCAUUUGAAGGAAAGUCAUACUGGACUUGCACAAUAUGAAGUUUUGAAUGCAGCAGAAAGAACGACCACAACAGGAACAAGUGGUACCGAGAAUACAAGAUAUGAAGCUUUAAAUUCCAGGGAACAAACUAGCAUAUUAAGAGAAAGAAAUACGAUGAAUACAGAGUAUGACACCUUGAAAAGAGAAACGAGCGUUUAAAGACAAAAUGAUGCUGAGAAUGAAAGAUAUGAAGUUUUAAACAAAACUGAAAAUGUGAGCACAUUAGGGAAUGAAGACAAUGUGAAUGCAAGAUACGAAGUUUUAAACUU
Saccostrea cuccullata (small rock oyster) is the source of this 1555-nucleotide messenger RNA. RefSeq lists its product as uncharacterized. The coding region runs from base 27 to 1445 and encodes 472 amino acids. Lineage: Eukaryota; Metazoa; Mollusca; Bivalvia; Ostreida; Ostreidae. The record is from RefSeq and is a predicted model, not a curated record. The transcript has 4 exons.